Messenger RNA from Cicer arietinum (chickpea), 1725 nucleotides. RefSeq names its product heptahelical transmembrane protein 4-like. The record is from RefSeq and is a predicted model, not a curated record. Gene Ontology annotation, biological process: response to hormone. Lineage: Eukaryota; Viridiplantae; Streptophyta; Magnoliopsida; Fabales; Fabaceae. Gene Ontology annotation, cellular component: membrane. Gene Ontology annotation, molecular function: signaling receptor activity.
GGCAUCUCCGCAUCUCAUCCAAUAUUCUUAUGUCGACAUUUCUUUCUCCCCUUUCCAAUCAACCGCACAUUUGUCAAUUGUCAUCAUCCACCAACACACACAACACACACACACCUCUUCUUCAUUAUUUUUUACCCUAACUAAUAAUUGUUAUAUUUCCCUUCUCUUUUCACAUCUCAAUUUUGUGUCACUCUUCAAAUUCAUAUUAAUCGAUUUUGUGGAGUUGAGAGAGGAUGGGUGGUGACAAUUCAAAAGGUAAAGAUUCAUUGGAGAACGAACGAGAAGCAUUAUCUGGUAAAGAAGGGAAAGGGACAAGGUUAUGGAAGAAGGUCAAGUACCAACUUGUUGAGUACCAUUCCUUACCCGCUUUUCUACGAGACAAUGAAUAUAUUAUUGGUCACUAUAGAUCCGAAUGGCCUUUGAAGCAGGUUUUGCUUAGUAUCUUCACCAUUCACAAUGAAACUCUCAACGUUUGGACGCAUUUGAUUGGGUUCUUCCUAUUCCUGGCAUUGACCAUAUACACUGCCAUGAAAGUUCCGCAAGUUGUAGAUCUUAAUUCACUACAGCAUUUGCCUGACAUCCUCAAGAAGGCUGACCUGCACAAACUACAAUCAGAACUUUUGACAUGCCUACCUUCCAUGCCCGAUCUGCAAAGACUCAGAGAGGAAAUCUCAAGCUGGCAUGUUAAAGAACUUCUGUAUAAUUGUUUGCCUGUAAGCUUUUCCAGUAGCAAUCAUACUGAUGUUUGUGUUCUGCAUAGCGUAAAAGAUGACCUGGCAAACAUAAUAGCACCGCUGUUGAUUAGACCAAUUACAAGGUGGCCUUUUUAUGCAUUUCUGGGGGGUGCCAUGUUUUGCUUGCUAGCUAGCAGUACUUGCCAUCUCCUCUCCUGCCACUCUGAGCGUGUAUCGUACAUUAUGCUCAGGCUUGACUAUGCCGGAAUUGCGGCCCUGAUAUCUACCUCCUUUUAUCCUCCAGUGUAUUACUCAUUUAUGUGUUAUCCAUUUUUCUGCAACCUUUAUAUGGGCUUUAUUACUGUAUUGGGCGUUGCCACCAUCUUGGUUUCUCUCCUCCCAGUCUUCCAAACACCAGAAUUCCGCACCAUCCGAGCUUCCCUCUUUUUGGGAAUGGGUUUGUCUGGUGCAGGACCUAUUCUGCACAAGCUUUUUCUGUUCUGGGGCGAACCUGAGGUGUUUUACACAACUGGUUAUGAGGUUCUGAUGGGUGCUUUCUAUGGACUCGGGGCACUGGUUUAUGCCACAAGGAUUCCAGAACGAUGGAUGCCUGGGAAAUUCGACAUAGCUGGACACAGUCACCAAUUGUUUCAUGUAUUGGUUGUAGCAGGGGCGUACACUCAUUAUCGUGCUGGGUUGGUUUAUCUCAGGUGGCGCGACCUUCGAGGUUGUUGAUUUAAGGAGCUAAGCUGAUUUGGUAGUUGAAUAUUCUAUGUUGUUAUUGUAUGAGUAGUAUGUGCAAAUUCACUCUCUAACUGAUGCAAUUUGUGAUUAUCGUAGGGGAGGGGAUGUUUAUGUAACCCUUAGGUAUUAUGUAGUACAUACACACUUAGAAUCCUCAAUUUCCAUGCCUAAGUGAGCAAUAAAAUUCCAUUUGAUCUAUUGUGACAUCAACAUUAUGGAAUCCAUUAUGCAACCCUUGAAAGUUACUCUUAAGAUGUACUAGAUAUAGAUAAAUAUUUCAGUAGUGUGCAUAUUUUUAUAAUUUAAA